Molecule: messenger RNA, 1119 nt
Organism: Peronospora matthiolae
Lineage: Eukaryota; Oomycota; Peronosporomycetes; Peronosporales; Peronosporaceae
Source: the annotation of a GenBank genome assembly
AUGUCGAUGGCAACUUUCAGUGGAAAACGGUACUUCGUGACAUUCAUUGAUGACAAGUCAAGAUACUGUGUCGUCUAUCUGCUCAAGAGCAAAUCUGAAGUUGCGGCGAAGUUCAUGGAAUACGCUGCGAUGGCCGAAACGCAAACCGGAAAGCGCGUGAAGUACCUUCAAAGCGACAAUGGGGGUGAAUACAAGUCCGACAAGCUGGCACGAUUCUGCGCGGAACGGGGAAUACAACAAAGGUUCACACCCCCAUAUACUCCUCAGCUAAACGGAGUAGCUGAGAGAAUGAAUCGCACGCUGGUCGAGUGUGCGCGUUGCAUGAUGGAACACGCUGGACUGGGAAAGAGCUACUGGGGUGAAGCAGUGAUGACGGCGAUGUUUCUUCGAAACCGCUGUCCAACACGUGCCAUUCACCAAGACAAGUCUCCAUAUCAAGUGUGGACGAUGAAGAAACCGAUUCUGGCCAACCUUAAAGUGUUUGGAUGCCACGCGUAUGUUCAAGUGCCUCAAGACAAACGCGCGAAGUUCGACUCCAAGUCAUCACUCUGUCGUUUCCUGGGAUACGCCGAACACCAGAAGUCAUAUCGAUUUGAGGAAGUGUCAACAGGAGCGAUCAAGAUCAGUCGCGAUGCCACAUUCAUGGAAGACAAGUUUGAUGAAGGUCCGCGCAACUACAACGAUGAGUCAAGUGUCGUUGAGUUUUGUGAUCAUGAUGAGGACGAAGAAAAAGAAGAAGGUAAAACUGACGACGAAAUGGACUCGAGCGACGAUGACAACGAAGACACCAGGUCUUCGAAGAGCAACAUCAAGAGACACACGCGCACUCAAUCACUUGAGAAAGCUACCGUCAUUCCAAGUCCCAAGCGAAGAACAUACAGAGGUCCGUCGCUUGAGCAUGUGUCAGCGGCUGCAAUGGAUUUUGAAGCAGCCUACAUCGUUGAUUCAGUGGGGAAACGCCGACUACAUUCAAGUCGGCGAUGGAAUCAAGCGACUCCGGCAAGUGGAAAGAAGCGUGUGACUCGGAGUUCGAUUCGCUUCAGAGAAACGACACGUGGGAAAUCGUGCCUCUUCCGAAAGGUCGCAAGGCCAUCGGGUGCCGAUGGGUUUUUCGUGUAA